UGUGUAACUUUCUCUGUUUGGCAAACUGGUUUAAGCUGUGCCCCUCCUGGGGAGAUAGUCUGGAAGGGAUGUGUUCGUAUCUGCAAACCCUUCUGACGUGCAGAAAAGUCUGUAAAUUCACAAGAGAAAGAGGUCAUGUCAGCAGAAGUUGUUUGCACUACAGUUUCACCAAGACUUUCUUUGUCACCUGUAUUUCUUUCUUGUAUUACAAAGACGCUUUGGAGAGCUGAUAGGCAGGCAGCCUGAAGUCUUGCCUUCUUUUCUCUGAGUUCAGCCCCAGGUACCGGAGUAUCGGCAGCGCUGGCUGGGCAGCCCGGUGUAGUGAGAUCCUACCAAGGCUUGGGGGCCUGGAGCUCGGAGCAGCAGCCUGCCAGCCUGCUGUCGCCUGUGCUCGGCCCGUCUCCUGGCUUUUUAUUUCUCCUCCUUCAUUCAGCCCGUAGCAGGAGCCUAACGCUGAACUUGAAUGUUUGUCCUUUGACAAUGGCACAGAGGUCCCUCUUCACCACCUUCUGAGAUGGUGACAAAUUUCCUUUAUUUAUUCUAUAGUGUCAGUAACCUUUACGCUAUUUAUAGGCUGUGAUCGUGCCCCUCCCGAGAUGUUUGCAAGAUAAAUUUAGCUCCCUUAGCUUCUCAUUGCCGUAUAUCUUCACGUCCAAUCCUCGCUGGCUUUCGCUGCCUUUCCUUGUAGCAAGUGAGCCGCUGGCCAUGUGCGUGAGCUGCAGUAAGCAGUGACUCACCUUCUAAGCUUGUCCGGGGCAGACUUCAUCUCAAAUGAAUCCUGAUGGUUCAGAGACUGGGGAGCCUGGCCAAACGUCUGCUUCCUAAAGGCAGUCUGCAUGGGAGUGGUGGGGGAUUAGACAAAGUCCAGAGAAAGCCUGCAGAGACUCGAGCGCGCGCUGCAGGACGCUUGUAUCCGCGCCUGCUGGUGGAGCAGGUUCCGGCACCUUCCCAGCCUCGAUGGACUGCAAAGAGAGUGAGGACCCGUAUGAGCACAGAAAAUGCACCCCAUGUAGAAACUGCAUGCCUGGGCAGGAGCUUUCCAAGGAAUGUGGUGAUGGUACAGGGGGGGAUGCACAGUGCGUUCCUUGCCCACCCAGGAAGUUUAAGGAUAGCUGGGGCCAUCACAGCUGCAAGCCCUGCCUGUCUUGCGCCCUCAUCAACCGCAUCCAGAAGUCCAACUGCACAGCAACGACCAACGCGGUCUGUGGGGAGUGCCUGCCGGGGUUUUACCGCAAGGCACGGAUCAGCGGGCAGCUGGGCUGGGAGUGUAUCCCGUGCACCAAGCAGACGCCCUCCUCUGAGCCCCAGUGUCGAUCCAGAACAAACCUGGUGAAAGUAGCAGUCCCCACGGUACCUCCACAGGACACAGCCCUUCUCGCACUGACCAGCAGUGCCCUAGUCAUCAUUGUGCUGGUGCUUCUGGCCCUCUCCAUCAUCUACUGCAAGCGGUUCUGGAAGAGCCAGUGCCAGCGAGUCUUCCUGAGGACUCAGAAUUUCUCAGGCCAGCGAGCAAUGUUCCCCACGUCGGCUGCACCUGGCAGGUUUCUGUGUGAAGAGCAGAUGUCUGGUCCCUGCUGCCUGGGCGUGAAGAACCUGAGCCCCUGCUACAGGCAGGCGGAAGGCCCAGUGGAAGCGGUUCAGUUCAUUUCAGAGGGAGAAGCCAUCAGCCUCCAGCUGCCGCCCACACAGCCGGAGCUGGAGUUGCCGUCGGCUGUGGCAGUCAGCCCUGCCUCCAAAGGCCAGCUGGUGAGGAGUGUCCUGGAGAGCCAGCCCCUGGUCAGGAGCUCGGGCUGCAGUGACCGUCUGGCCACCGCCCUGGCCCCCUCCGACCUCAGGCCAGGCCAGCGGGGAGUGGCGGAGGCGCUGGCCCCCCUCUCCUCCUGCGCCUCCGAGAUGCAGCACAAGUGGCCCCAUGCCCCAGUGGAGUGCACCGAGCUCGACCUGCAGAAGUUCUCCUCCCAGGUGGAGUUUGUGGGCAGCGAGAGGUCGGAGGAGGUGGGGAGCCAGGCAAUGCGAGGAGCCCCCAGGGAGGGGGGCAGUGCGGCGCUGGAGGCUGGGAGCAGCCUUGUGGUGGACCCAGAGAGGGGCCUGUCCCCUACCUUCCAAAACCCCACUGCUGAGAGCGGGGAGCGGCCGGUGAAUGAUGCCCAGAACCUUGUGACUCAGAUCAAUAACACAAUGAAGGGUCUCCCUGUUGCAGAGCUGCCCCAUUCCUUGGUGCAGUCACUUGCCUUCUUGUUAGACCCAUCCUUGAACGGUGUGAAGAACUUCAGCCAUGUGGCACUGGAGCUGGGGGUCACACCUCAGUUGUUGGGACGGAUAUCUGGAUUUGAGCAGCUCGUUGCUCACCUCACCUACUCAGGAGACUCAGUCACAGUCCCUCAUCUGGCCCAGGCUCUGCAGCGACUGCAGCGGUUUGACGCCUUGCUCCUGCUGUGUGACCACUUUGCUCUCAGCCAGAUUCAGGGCCACCAGUGCUAGGAUAAGACGGAAGGGACGGAGGAAACUUCAAGCAUUGUGUGUACUGGUACGGGAGAGGAUCUAGUAGCCCUGUGGUCACACAGUCUCUCUAACAUGCAUGUGGGGAGUAUGUGGAGAGGGUCUUUGCAUUGUGGAAUUAGAAGCACAUGAGGAGUCUCCCUCCUUGGAGAAGAGCGGAGGAGCUGGGGAGGUGACAGUAGUACUGUGUAUCCUCACAGCUGUCACUCCUGCCCCUUUGGGGCAGGUUGUGCUCAACACCUCUGAGUUCAUUUUUCUUCAUCUGUACUUAAACCCACAUCCGGCAGCAGAGCGGUGUCACAAUCGCUGUGCUGCCCGUCAGUGUGUAAUAAGCCCUGUCCUUUGCAAGUUGCUGGCAUCGGGAUGAAUUCUGUGAGGUCCCUGGCCACACGCUGUGCAGGGGCUUGGGCUUGGUUGUGUGCCACUCUCUUACAGGGCCAACAAUCACUUCUCUCCCAUUCCAGCUUUUCAGAACGUUUUCCUUUGGCCAAUACUGUGGUUUUUUUUUUUCUGGGUUUCUGUUGCCACUUUGAGUUGAAAUUUUGUUUGCUCCUCCGUGUGUACUGGAGGCACUCCUCCUGAAGGAGGACCUGUGUGACCAUUGCUGCUGUGGCAGGGAGAGCUGAGCAGUCAGUCUCUGUGUCAGUGCAGCAUGUGGCAUGUUUAAAUUCAUUUCCUUUACUUGAAAUGGUAUAGUUUUCUUAAAGAAGUUCCAAGUUGAUCACCAGGGUACUUUGAUGUGCAGUUGUGUUAGGUGCAGUGCUGUGCUGCUCCCUGUUCAGGGCAGUUUUUGCUCCCUGGUCUGCUGGUGACUGCCUCUACUCAGCUGUGUUGGUACAUCCACUGACAGCCUCCUCGGUGUGGGUCAGGCAUUGCAGGCUGAUGUGGGGUGCAGCACAGGGUGCCAGAGGCAGGGACCCUCCUUUGCCUUCUGCACGGAACAGCUGGUGCCCUGCCAGUGCCAGGCAUAUAGGGGUCAGCUAUAGACUGAAGACUGCGACUGUGCUGCAGUGAGUGUUGAAGUCCCUGUGGCAGAGCAGGCUUGCUUUAGAAUAUUCUUUUUUUUUUUUUCUGCCUAAAAACAAGCUAAUUUUCUCAUUUUUGGGAGUAGCUUUUAUGCAGGGAACACCCUUCUGCAUUUAAUUUGUUCCUGGAGGAUUUGUCAGAGCUUGCAGCAGUUUUGCCUGUGUGAGGCUCCCCUCAGUUUUCGUUGUGGAGCUUCAGGGCAGCUUGCAGGUCUGGUGGCUGCCGUGCUGUUGCUCUCAUCCGUCUGCCACCAGCUUCAGGGUCUCCCCGUGUCACACAGGGUUUGGCCAGGCGGUCUGACAAGUGGGGCUUGCAGGUCCAUGGUGGAGUGGCUCGUGAGGCUGGAGAAGACCUGCGGUGGGAAGCUGUGCCCUGCCUGCCAGCAGCAGUGUCUCUGCAAGCCUCCCGCUCCAGGAUUUUUGUCGGGGGCGAAUCCUUGCGCAGCAGGCGAGGCGCAGGGAGCGGCCCUGCGGGGGCGGAUGGGAAUGUGGGGCCGCCGUCAGCUGGGGAAGCUGCCCCGGCCGCCCGGCACGCGCCUGGCCCUGCUGCGCCGCCGCCUCCCGCGCCCGGGACGGGGAUGCCUGUCCCACUGAGGUCAUGGCGUGGAGCAGCUGAGCGGUCUUUGCCCUGUGCCUGGCUCCAGUGGGUGUUCGCUGCCUCUGCAGCUGGGGCAGGGGGCCUGGUGCGAGCUGGUUGCUUGCCAAGGAAGGCAGGAGGUGUCAGCCCCCAGCUUUGUCCCUGCCUGUUGCACCAGGACUACCAAAGCCUUUUACACCCUCCUCUGAGGAACUCAGAUGAGCACUGGAAUGGACCCACAGUGCUUACUCAACCAGGACAGUGCCUGAUCCCCCUGAAGAUCAGAGUCAAAAAUUCCUUUAGGUCAGCAGGGGCAGGUUUUUGCCUCUGCUGCCAUGUGUCAGGGAGAACAAGCCUGUCUUGUUUCUUCUGCUCUUUCUACGCCGUUUUGUGCCCGCUGAGUUAAUUUCACUGCCCAACUUUUUCUGCCCUGUCCUUGUGGUCUGUUGGACACCUCAUGCCAUUUCCACCCUUCCCUGGUGCUGCUGUCCCCUCGCAGCCUCCACUCCCAGCCCCUGUACGCGGUGUGGCUCCUGCAGGGCUCAGUGCCUUGGGUGGCUGCGGGCCUUGAGUGCCUGUGUCCCAGGACCUUCAGGAGGUUUGAGCCACGGUGCUCGCUGUGUGUGUGUCCCUACUAAAGGCUGCAGCUGACGGCUGGCUCUGAGCACUUCUUCCUCCUGCGCUGGGGCUGGCCGCGCUGUCCUUGACCCUGGCAGCAGGGUGGCUGCCAGCAAGCGGCACUGUUACCCUGCCCGCCACCGCCAGGGCAUCCCCAGGCUUUGCCUUUUAUCUGACCACAGUACUUGGAAAAAGCAACCGACCUUCUGGGAACACAGCCCUUUGCUCAGAUCUGCCCAAACACCAGUAUUAAUAGCUGCUCUGUUUUUUUUUUCCCCUUUUCUCCUGUUAAAUGCUGUUAAGACUUGAACACACUCAGGAUGUGGUCAGAUAACAGGAGGCAUGGACAGCUUCAACUGGAUGUGACACUUUAUCUCCUCCACUGUUUAUUUCUUUCGGAGUCAUGGUCGUUUUAUUGCUCUUUGCUUUGUGAGAACCAGAAAUGUUAGACCUUGUACCCAUGUACCCAUUUUUGGCAGGGGUGAUGUACUUGGUCUGUUAUGAAGCAGUCAGAAGAAGUAUUUCUAGUGUAAAUGCAGACUGGGGAUAAGGUUUUUCCAUCUGAGGUUUAUCUGUGGCAGGGAGAGUGUGUUCGGAUUAAUCAUGUAACAGAAUCUAAUAUUUAAUCUCUUUAUGGACACACUUUCAACGGGAAUGAAGAUUAAUUCACCUACAGAUGUGUAAGUAAAAACAUCCAUGCAGCUUAACUAAUCAGGUAUGGCUUUGAACUUGAAGCAGGUGUAGGUGGAUUGUCCUGUGUCCCUGUGUGUGUGUCCCUGCCCGUCCAGUGGGGUGCAGGAUGGCGGAGCGGGCUCCUCCUGUCCGGUGCAACGCCAUGGGAUUGGGAGCAAACAGUGGCUAGCAACAGCCUGGUAAACUAGAAAUGGCGUGAAUAAAAAGGAUGUCAUCACUUGUGUGCUGCAGAGCCUUGUUGGGGGCCGGUGGUCUCCGUCCCUUCUGCUCUUGCUGGGUGUUCCUGUUGAUGUAGGUGGGGUCUGCAUUUGUUGUUGGUUUUUUUGUUGUUGUUGUUCUUUUAAGGAAUCAACCCCAUUCCCCUAACAGUUUUUAAGGGAAACUUAUAUUUUAGCCAUUUGAGCAAUGUUGUUCACAUUCAAAACCUACCUCGCCGUGGUGCUGAGGAGGCGGCACUUGGGGCUGCUACGCCAGCCCUGCCUGGCGCAGUGGGAGCGCUGCGGUGGCCGCCUCUGCAGCAGGUCUGUGGGUAGCUGUGUUUUAACUGUUUUAACUGUUCUUGAGAAGUCUCAAGCCUGCCCGGAGCCUUUUACACAGUCUCAGUGUGAGCUUCUGUGGAUGGUGCUUCAUGGGUGCUCAGUCCCACACUGUAGUAUUGUGGAGUGAGCUUUUUAAUGGCAAUGGGCACCGCAGCUCAUGUCCCAGGGCUGCUCCCACCUGUGCUGAUGUCCGUGGCCAGCAGCUGCCAUCCAGCUGUGCUGUCAGCAGUCUCAGAAUCAGCUGUGUUUACAUGGCCUUUAAUUUAGCCCAGCUCAAGGCCCUUUGGGCUGAUCUUUCACAAAUCUAGCUGAAGUCCUCGGAAGAAGGGCGACCACAAGAGUCUGAAAGACAGGCUCUGGUGCUGCAAUUUGGACACUGGCAAACGGUGGCCAUCACUGGGCAGCUGGGCAAGCUUCAGUUUCUUUAGCUGGGAACCAAUAGACUUGGUACUUGACUUUUCUGCUUUUUCUUAAUGGUAUUUUCAGCACAAUAAAUGGAAUGUAAGGGAAGGAAAUUCUCAGCGAAUUUCAGCUUCAGGAAGCUACCAAAGCCAAGCUGGCAUAGUUCAAAAAGAGCUAAAAGAAAUAAAAUAAUCCAGUAUCUAUGCAAACUUUAGCUGUGACUGAACAAUGGAAAUACUCUUGGGUGGUGAGAUAUUUUUUUUUUUUUAUUUUUUACAAGCAAUUGUUUUGACACCAGUCCUGUCUGGAAGUCUGAUUUACAGAAGAAUUUGUGGUGGGUUUCAGUCCAGCCCUGUUCUGAAAGCUCCUAAGCGUACACUUAAAAAUAGGCAUGUAUUUAAAUCUUAUUAAAAUAAAGAAGCAAUUAGUACAUCCUUGGGUGCUAUUCUUGAACAGGGUGCUUAUAAGAAUUCACUACACUCUCACAUGAGUGGGCAAUACUGAAGAAAACUUUUUACAAUAUGGGCACGCUCUGAAAAGUCUGCAAGUGCUAGGGGGAGAUGCCCUAUGUGGUUUAGAUUACUUAACAAUGCGAAUUCUGGUGCUUUUCUAAAACUAAAUAAAUAAUUUUCUGUAGUCAUAGUUUACCGCUGGGAAUACAUGAUAAUUUUUACGGUGGAUGUUCUGUUUUCUUUAAGGUUAUGAAUAGGUUAUUUAUAUUUUUGUAAAUCCUGUGUCAUUAGCAUUGUAAUUCUGGAGUUUAUUUGUUUCCAUUUUUUUUUGGCGUGAAGUUUGUAUUCAAAUAAAACAGUGGCUGAAACUCCUAAGUUUUGUUAAACAAGGGGUGUCGGAGUUCCCCACAUUCCACCCAGACAUAGUGCUGUUGAAUGCUGUGUGCUUGUAGUUAAAUAAAUUCCAGAGUUGGAGGUGA
Molecule: messenger RNA, 7284 nt
Organism: Cygnus olor (mute swan)
Lineage: Eukaryota; Metazoa; Chordata; Aves; Anseriformes; Anatidae
Gene: EDA2R
Product: ectodysplasin A2 receptor
Exons: 9
Coding region: 958-2481 (507 amino acids)
Biological process (GO): tumor necrosis factor-mediated signaling pathway; positive regulation of canonical NF-kappaB signal transduction; positive regulation of JNK cascade
Cellular component (GO): plasma membrane
Molecular function (GO): protein binding; tumor necrosis factor receptor activity
Source: RefSeq, a predicted model, not a curated record